Iphiclides podalirius (scarce swallowtail) is the source of this 954-nucleotide messenger RNA. The record is from the annotation of a GenBank genome assembly. Lineage: Eukaryota; Metazoa; Arthropoda; Insecta; Lepidoptera; Papilionidae.
AUGGAUUGCUGUUCAUUCUGCGAGGCGCCGCGAUCCAUUGCGCCACACGAGUGGCCGGACGACAUCACCAAAUGGCCGAUUUGCCGGAAGUCCGUUGUGGACGGCACGACGGCGGUGGGGCGGGCGGGGCACGCCGCCGAGCACAUGGCCUGCGAAGUGAUCGCUCACCCCUGCUGCAUAGGCGUCCACGGGCAGUGCGUCAUCACCACCAGCGAGCACUGCGACUUCGUCAAAGGCUAUUUUCACGAAGAGGCCUCGUUAUGUUCUCAGGUCUCGUGUCUUGACGAUGUGUGUGGGAUGCUACCAUUUAUGCGAAGACGUCGACCGGAUCAGCUGUAUCGUGCUUGGACCUCGUUGUUUGUGCACGCUGGUCUUCUACAUCUGGCAGCUACGCUCGCUAUACAGUGGCUCUUUAUGAGAGAUUUGGAAAAGAUGGCUGGUCCGGUUAGAAUUGCAGUUAUAUAUCUAGGUAGUGGUGUGGCUGGAAAUAUGGCGUCAGCAAUUUUUGAGCCCUAUCGAGCUGAGGUGGGUCCCGCUGGAUCGCAUUUUGGUCUCCUUGCCUGUUUAAUCGUGGAAGUGAUUGGUGCGUGGCCUCUGCUAAAGCAUCCUCGUCGCUCGCUCAUGAAGUUGAUCGGGCUCGCACUGACGCUAUUCCUCCUGGGCCUUCUGCCCUGGAUUGACAAUUUCGCUCACGUGUUUGGUUUUGUGUUCGGGUUCCUGCUAGCGUACGCGUUACUGCCCUUUAUAACGUUCGGUCCUUACGAUAGACGGCGAAAAAUUGUUUUGGUGUGGGUGUGUAUGGUGUCGGCGGCCGGAAUGCUGUGCUCGCUGAUCGCCCUAUUUUACGCGGCGCCGGCGUAUGAGUGCUCUGUGUGUGCGUACUUCACGUGCCUGCCGUUCGCGCCGGACAUGUGCGCGUCGCAGGACGUCCGAGUGAGGCAGCUGGACGGCGUA